GGAAAGAACAAAGAAGAAGUUAACAGCUUCCUGGUCUAAAAUUCACACCUUUGUCUCGUCUGCGGAAGAAACACGCUUGAGAGACAUUUCCCAGAUUCGAAGGAGCCCUAAUUUCCCGAUCUGCAUAUUUCUGACUGAUUUUGAUCUACAGGCGAAUUCCUAAUAGCUGAUCGACAUGGGUAAUACCGACAAGCUUAUGAACCAAAUCUUCGAUCUGAAAUUUACGUCCAAGUCUCUGCAGAGACAAGCGAGGAAGUGCGAGAAAGAGGAGAAGUCGGAGAAGCUCAAGGUGAAGAAAGCCAUUGAGAAAGGGAACAUGGAUGGUGCUCGCAUCUAUGCUGAGAACGCAAUCCGCAAGCGCAGCGAGCAGAUGAAUUACCUCCGUCUCUCAUCUCGCUUGGACGCUGUUGUCGCUCGGCUCGAUACCCAGGCCAAGAUGGCCACCAUCACCAAAUCCAUGACUAACAUCGUCAAAUCUCUCGAAUCUUCCCUCGCCACCGGCAACUUACAGAAGAUGUCAGAGACGAUGGAUUCUUUUGAGAAGCAGUUUGUGAACAUGGAAGUCCAAGCUGAGUUCAUGGAGAACGCAAUGGCUGGUUCGACGUCAUUAUCCACCCCAGAAGGAGAAGUUAACAGCUUGAUGCAGCAAGUAGCAGAUGAUUACGGUCUUGAAGUCUCUGUUGGACUGCCUCAGCCUGCUGGUCAUGCCAUCCCUACCAAGACUGAGGAGAAAGUUGAAGAGGACGAUUUGUCAAGGAGACUCGCUGAGCUUAAAGCCAGAGGAUAAUAUGUGUUACGGAUUUCACCUCUAUGGAGAUGUUGAAGCUAUUAAUCUAACAAAAAUAUUUGUUACGGAUUUCACCUUUAUGGAGAUGUUGAAGCUAUUAAUCCCUGAACAUGUGAUGGGCAUGUUUGUGUAAAUUGCUCACUCUGGAAUAUGAUUUUGUUUAUAUGAAAC
Molecule: messenger RNA, 958 nt
Organism: Eutrema salsugineum
Lineage: Eukaryota; Viridiplantae; Streptophyta; Magnoliopsida; Brassicales; Brassicaceae
Product: ESCRT-related protein CHMP1B
Exons: 2
Coding region: 176-787 (203 amino acids)
Biological process (GO): late endosome to vacuole transport; protein transport; endosome transport via multivesicular body sorting pathway
Cellular component (GO): multivesicular body; ESCRT III complex
Source: RefSeq, a predicted model, not a curated record